CUUCCCGAAUAUUGAGGCAAUAAAUGAUGCAAGAGCUGUUGUUGAAAACAGUGCAAUAUGAAAAUAAUGCACGUGGAGAAUGAAUCCCAGUAAGUAUGACAUCACUCAGGUGAAAAUAUCAUCAGACAUGAAACAUAUACCUCAUGUUUCAAUACUGCUAAAUCUUCAACAGUGAGUGUAACAACGACCGGCACCAGGGACUUGUGGAAAUCAACCGACAGCGCACGCUCUACAAUGGCUAGCAUAGUAAAGAGAGUCAUAUAGAUUCCUCAUGAAUACGGUGACGUUUUCGGGUCGUGUGAAGGACAGCAAAGCAUCAUGGAUGUUUUUGAGUGUGUCAUGCUUCGUUAUUUUAAUGACUAUUGGAACACUUGACUCUUUCACUGUUCUUGUAAUCGUCUUUAUGGACCAUUAUGAAGCGUCCAAAGCAAAGAUAGGUUGGCUGGGUUCAAUUGCCUUUUCUCUAGUUUCUAUCUCUUAUCCCGUUGUUGUCUUUCUCGGCCGUCGUUUUGGAUCCCAAGGUGUACUAAUCAUUUCGGGAAUUUUAAUCACAACCAGUUACAUCGUGACACCUUUCAUGCCUUCAGUGAACUAUUUAUACUUCACUUACUGUUUUGGAGUUGGUUUUGCCGCCAGCUGUGUUGACUGUCUGUCUGUCGUUAUUUUACCUGAAUUUUUCGACAAACACCUCGGUCUGGCAACUGGCAUCCGCUUGUCAAGUAUUGCUGCUGCUUCUAUAUUGUUCAAUUUUAUGGUUCCAAUAUUCGUUGUCGAGAUAGGCUGGCAAAAACUGUUUUAUUGUUUCUCUUCGGUGGGACUAUUACUGAUCAUGUAUUCAUUUUUGUUUCGGAUAAAGCACCCGGUGCACGAUGUACCAUCGAAUGAAGUGGAAGAAAAAGAGACAUAUUCGGUAUGCGGUGAAAAGCUCACUAUCAAAGAGAGAAUUUUACAUGAUCGUGGAUUUCAGCUGAUUGUUUUUGGUUGUGUCCCAUAUUUGUUUGCAAUUUUGGUGCCAGCAAUGUUUAUGGUGGCUUAUGCUAAAUCUCUCGGCUAUCCUCUAUCGCAAUCCAAAUGGCUGAUCGUCGCACGUGGAAUUGGCUCACUAGCAGGACGACUCGCGAUGGGGUACAUCGGAGAUUUUGCAACAAAACGCCGUAUUAUCGUUCAUAUUGCCUGUGCAAUCGUCGCUAUUUUUGGUCUAGCUUGUGGUCUAUGCUCCUUCACGAAAUAUCUGCCUCUUAUGAUACUGUUCAUGGCUUUUACGGGUAUUUUGGAGGGAAUGUUCUUUGUUCUUAUUCCGUUAAUGUCGAACGAGCUAACUGGUGGUGUAAAUGCUGACUAUGGAUUUUCUUUCAUCACUUUUCUAGUUGGUAUUGGCUUUUUAACUGGGCCUUCAUUGAUGGGUAAAAGUCAGGUGUACGAUGCAACAGGAAACUUUCGUGACGUCCUCUACAUUCUGUGCGCAUGCGGAGUGUUAUCCGCCAUCACUGUAGCAAUGGGUAUUCACGUCAGGGCAAGGAAGACAAUAGAGCGAAAAACAUCAUUCGCUGAAAAAGGCACCAUUGAAAUGUCAAAAGAGAAAAAUUUUGAUCAUUUGAGUUUGUCUAUGGAUAAACAGCCAACAAAAACUGCUAUUCUUGACGACAUGAGAAUUGCAAAUGAAUGCGAAACUACUUGAUGGGAAUAAACAUGUGCAGUUCUUCUCCGAACGAACACAGCUUUUAUUCUUUAUAGUUUGUACCAUCCAGUAAUAAUUUCGAUGCAUAUAGUUAAUUUAAUCUAGCCCGAUCUUUUACUCCCACAAUGCAACUUUUUUAAAAAAAUUGUUAGGCAUGUCUUUAAAAAGCUAUUUCAAUUGAUUAUUUUUUUCACCAAAUGAAACUGCAAAAUAUUUCAUUCUAGGAGUAAAACAGGAACUGGCUUUGCUACUGAUUUGUUUUUAAUUUAUCUGUUUCGCAUUAAGGUUGGUUUAUAAAAGAAACAAAAGAUGAUUUUCGUGUUCUCACCAUUGGUUUGCACUGGCUUAUGAAAACAUUGGAGACGUUUGGCACUGAUCUGCUCUCGAAUUUUCCAAAACUUCUCCUCCGCUUACAUUAAACUGGGAACAAGAAGAACAUCGUUAUUUUUUAAAUGACUUUCACGCAAUACGCUUAUUUUCUUCGCAGAGAAGGAAUAUAAUGUUCAUAAAACUUUAGCUGCAUGACUGAAUCAUUAACUGAAUAAAAUAUUUCUAUAUAAAAAAUUGAAUGAUUGAUCGCUUGAAACCGAAGUAUCUUUAUUAUAAAUAAAAGAAUCGCUUUUA
This is a messenger RNA of Xenia sp. Carnegie-2017, 2302 nucleotides long. Its product is annotated as monocarboxylate transporter 12-like. NCBI's taxonomy places the organism in Eukaryota, Metazoa, Cnidaria, Anthozoa, Malacalcyonacea, Xeniidae. Gene Ontology annotation, molecular function: transmembrane transporter activity. The record is from RefSeq and is a predicted model, not a curated record. The coding region runs from base 272 to 1678 and encodes 468 amino acids. Gene Ontology annotation, biological process: transmembrane transport. The transcript is spliced from 5 exons.